Molecule: messenger RNA, 1774 nt
Organism: Formica exsecta
Lineage: Eukaryota; Metazoa; Arthropoda; Insecta; Hymenoptera; Formicidae
Exons: 5
Coding region: 283-1413 (376 amino acids)
Source: RefSeq, a predicted model, not a curated record
GAGUAAGGAGUGAGGGGUCUGCUGACCGUGAUGCGGGCAUAUAUGGGCUUGAAUAUUCCAUUCUUUCCACGCGGUUCCUCCUCCAUCCCCCCUCUCUCGUCCAUAAACGACGCAUAGGGGAUCCCCUGCGUGCGUGGGAGGCUUGAUACUUGAUCAUCCAAGUUUCACUUGAGAAGCGUGGAAGGAAAGAAUGCAGAACUGAAACAAACAGGUCUAAAAAAGCGAUCCGGGUCGGCUAGCGGGAUCGAAGCUCACGCUCGCGCUACUUUUGUGUUUAUAAACAUGUCGGAUAUAAGAGAUGCGUUAUCAGCGUUGUGCAAGUAUAUCAAUUCGUUAAUAAACGUAGGACUGACACCCGAACAUUUGAGACUGGCCAAAUCUAAUGCUCCGGACGAGGAUGUUGCCGAGGCGCUGCGAAACACGCUGCAUAUUCUGACAAUGAGCUAUCACGCAGCGAGAAAAAAGCGAGGCGACAUAGAUUUCCGAAAUCACGAUACGCUGACGGCGGUGAAGUUGCACCUCGCGUUCUUGCAGUAUCCAGCGAUAGAAUUUUACAGUCUAUCGCGGAGUAGGAGCGAUCGCAACAGGGACUUAUUGAUAGCUUUAGCUUGGCUGCUGGGAACGCAGAACGUCCUGACCGACAUCCUCCGAGCAAAGCUAGCCGGUAGCGUGCUGGGCGCCGAAUGUUCACGCGUGGAUCUGCCGGAAGUUAAUACGGAAAUUUCUCGUACACGAAUCGUACGAUCGGACGAUCAGCUGACAAACACUUUACUUGACGGUAUUUUGCAUCUGAACGCCAGGGUGAAUCUGAAUCUGCGGGAAGUCGACGAAUUGACGCGCGAACGAGGGAACUUGGUGUCCAAGGUACACGCGGCGAGUAUCGACGUGAGCGGUCUGCCGCAUUUGAGCGUGUGUGAAUCGGCGUUGACGAAACGCCUCGCGACGACGAGCAACGUUAACGAAAGUUCUGAUGACGAAGUUCGACGGCUGGAAUUCCGUGACGCCGGAAUUUUGCUGGACACGCGCGCCAAGUGGCUGCGGAAGCGACACGCGUUCUUCGACUGGAUGGUUACGGUGAUUCAGGAGCACAAAAAAUCCGCAAAAAUGAAUCUGAGAGAGAUCGAUUCGCAGGAACUCGCCGUUUUUAGCUCAUUGUUGCAUCAAGUGAUUAGCGAGAAGCUUCGAGAUCUUACAUCCGCGACAGCGGUGGGCAGCGAGUCCCGAAACAAGGCCUUGGACUGCCCGUCUCGCGUGCACAGAAGUCAAUGUAAUGAUAUCGAGGCGCAAAACUGGUUGGAUCAUUUGAACGAGCGCCAGAAGCGCGAGGAAGAAGAUCUUCAACGGAAUAGGAAAUGGCUAGCCGACGAGUUAGAAAGAAUGCUGAAGCUGAUACCAUCCACCAUUCGCGUCUAAUCGAGGUAUUAUUAUUUUUCUCUCCUAUUAAAAAUGUAUACAUAUACAUUUAAAAGAAGAUUUAUUACUUAUUACUACGCAGUAUAAAAAUUUUAUAAAUUAUUAUCAUUUAAAAUUAAAAAAAAUGUCGUUUGUUAAAUUAUCCACGCGAAUAAAUCGUUUACGUAUUUAAUGAGUUAUAUAAAUAAAUGUAUGUAAUUUAUAAUGAGCUGUAAGUAAUGUGUGCAAAAUGAUUUAACGUGGCACGCUAAAAUAUUUUUCGUUUUUGACAUUAUUAGUAAUUCGAUAUUGCUGCAAUAGAAAAAUCUCAAUUUGCAAUUAUUGUACCAGAUAAUUAAUACGUAGUAAAUAAAUACCAAUA